Molecule: messenger RNA, 2514 nt
Organism: Mycena citricolor
Lineage: Eukaryota; Fungi; Basidiomycota; Agaricomycetes; Agaricales; Mycenaceae
Source: the annotation of a GenBank genome assembly
CUCGCAUUUACCUUCCAUCCACAUUGAGAGCAGUUUGCUCAACUUUACUGCCAGCCAAUCCAAAGACUGUCCGAGCCGCAUUUGCGUACAAGAUCCAAUCAAUAAAGGAUCUUAUUGACCCUACCGAACGCGGCUCUCAUCCAAAUCCACUCUUUCUCACGAGUUUUCGCAAUGCUUUCCCUUAGCACAUUUCUCCAUCGCUUUACGGUAUCAUGCUGAUGCAGAAGGCUCUUCCCAACAGACCCUGACCGCAUGUCUCCACCUGCGCGCUUCUGCGAUGUCGGAAUAGCACGCGGCGCACCCGCGCUUGGUCACAGGACAUUCCGUUUCCGUCAUACAUACCCGUCGGCGUCCGGCUACGCUAGGAUCCGGUGAGCCUUGUCAGAACACAGACGGUGGAGCACACCCUACGCACUGCACGCUACACGAACUUCGCCUCACCUCAAUUUGACUCCGCCACCUCCGAAGACGACGAGAUGUACCUCAAGUCCCCGUUCCCCGCGCUCCCGACGCUGCCCGAGAUGAAUUACUAUCACGCCAUGUUUGGGCGACCGGAUCAGGUGGACUGGCCGGAUUACACAGUCCAGAUCGAGGCACGGACGGGUCGGAAACGCACCUUCAAGCAGCUGCGAGAGCGGAUCGCGUGGGGAGCAACGGCCUUGGGCGGGAAAGUCGAGGAUGGGGGCUUGGCCUUGAGCGGAGGGGGAGACGAGAUCGUGGCGCUGCUUGGCGACAACUCUCUCGACUUCAUUGACGCGUGUCUGUCUCUGCUGGCAAUCGCGACGCCCUUUGCACUGAUCUCGACGUACUCGACCCCGUUUGAGCUCGUCCACGGCCUCAAACUGACGAAAGCCACCCGCGUCUUCGUCGAUGCUCAUCUGCUGAAGAAGCUCCUGGUGGCGAACCGCGAGGUGCACAUCCCAUUAGACAAGAUCUACAUCCUCAACGGGUCGGCUACCAAGGGUCACAAAAGUCUCGCUCAGCUCAUCGACGGAGUACGGCUGAGAAAAAUCGCUCUGGAGGCCGUGCGGCCGGCCACGAAGGACACGCUGGCCUAUCUGGUCAUGUCCAGUGGGACCAGCGGUCUGCCGAAAGCGGUAAUGAUUUCGCACGGGAACUUGUUGUGUUCGAUAUACCAGGGCAUCAUCCUUGCCCAAGUGGCAGACCCGUUCAAUCCCAACAGGCGGCCUUCAGAACUGGUCGCGCUGGGUGCUCUUCCGAUGUUCCAUUCGUACGGGCUCCACUCGUAUGUCUUCAGAUGCACGCUUGUUCAAGCUACCUUCGUGAUUCUCCCUCGAUGGAACACAACGGAGUACUUGCAAGCCAUCCCCAAAUACCGAGCAACCCAUCUCGCGCUGAUCCCAUCAGCGGUGCACCAGAUCGUCACCCACCCCGACCUGCGCAAGACAGAUCUGAGCUCCGUGACCUCCAUCAUCUCCGGCGCAGCCUACCUCCCGAAGCAGUUGGCGGACAAGAUGACGAGCCUGCUGUCCAACGGCUCCGAGGUCUCACAAGGCUACGGCCUCUCCGAAUGCGUAAUGAGCCUUCCGUGCACCCCGUCUGCCCCGCGCGUAUGUACUGACCGCUGUGCCUAGACGAUCGCCGCGCUGACCCGGCCGUACGCCGGCAUGCUCGGCAUGGGGGCGCCGCCGCCAAACGUGACAGGAAUCCUGCUGUCCGGGCUGGAAGCCCGCACCGUGCGCGAGGACGGCAGCGAGGCCGGCCCCAACGAGACCGGCGAGCUGUGGCUCCGCGGGCCGAACAUCACGCUUGGGUACUGGAACAACCCGAAAGCGAAUGCGGAGGCGCUUGCGGGCGACGGGUGGCUGCGGACCGGAGACCAGUUCCGGAUUGACGAGAAGGGGUACUUCUUCUUCGUAGAUCGUGGCAAGGCAAGUACCAAUAGAGGCAUAAAUAAGACAAACAGCUUCAGCUGAUCCCGCUACAGGACACGCUCAAGGUCUCCGGUGUGCAAGUAUCGCCGAAGGAGAUCGAGGACGUGCUGUUCUCCCACCCCGGUGGCCUGCUCACCGAUGCGACCGUCGCGGGUGUCAGCGGCGGCCGCACGUUUGACGAGAAAGUGCCCCGGGCGUGGAUCGUGCUCAGCAAGCACGGGAGAAAGACGGGCGAGGCCGCUGUCAUCAAGGCUUUGCAGGAGUGGCACCACGAGAGGCUGAGCAAGUACAAGUGGCUCCGGGGUGGGAUCGAGGUGGUUAGAGAGGUGAGUUUGUAUCUCAGGGAACACCGCCCUUGUCUCGACACCACCAACCCUGUGCAGAUCCCGAAGAACGCUACGGGCAAGACGCUGCGGCGAGAGCUGCAGGCCAAGUACGAGGCCAAGGUGAAAGCCAAGCUCUGAUUCGAAAUGAUCAACAGUCCCAGUUGAGCAUGAUUAUGAAUUAGUCGAUAAUUACAGUGAAAUGUUUGACAUAUCGGGUUUCAUGCAGGAGUGCUAUAUACCGUUCUUCAGUUCCAGAGCUCAUGAACAGAUAUCACGCAUAAGCUGGAGGCAAG